Messenger RNA from Prosopis cineraria, 3310 nucleotides. Its product is annotated as zinc finger CCCH domain-containing protein 30-like. Gene Ontology annotation, molecular function: metal ion binding; protein binding. The record is from RefSeq and is a predicted model, not a curated record. NCBI's taxonomy places the organism in Eukaryota, Viridiplantae, Streptophyta, Magnoliopsida, Fabales, Fabaceae.
UUCUAAUUUACUCCAUGUUAUUUAAGGAGGCCAGUAAUAUCGUGCCACGUCAUGUGAUUGAGGAUUGUCUCCGGAAAUCAGGAGCACUAGAUCCUUGGGUUGUAAGAAUUUACCUUGCAUGUGAGGUGAAUUUGGGUUGAAUUUCCAGAGAAUUUCACCCAGGAGUUGAGGGGCGUUUUGUCGUAGCCUGGCGAUCGAGAGUAACCACGUCACACAGAAGAGGAAACGGAUCCGCCACUAAAGUGCCUUUUUUGUCCCUGGAUUUUUCUGGAAUGCUGAUCGAGUCCUAUGUGGAGAGAUGAGGCGUGAUGUGAUCAGCGAAUACGAAAGGCCCGAGACAAGCGACCUUCUCAGUGCUCUCGCCUUUUCAUUUUGUUUUUCCUUUAUUUCCCCGUUUUAUUGGAUUGGCGAUUUCAUUUCAUCAAAAUUCAAAAAAGUCUAAUUAAAAUUUAAAAUUUAAUAUUAAUGGUAAUCCAAAUAUAUAAUUAUAAUUUCUAUUAAUUUUUUCCCCUUUCCUUCUUUCUCCUGGAAAAGAAGAGCAUAGGAAAUGCUGAAAGCAGAAGCUCUCUUGCUUGCUCCUCUUUUCUCACGAUCUUAUCUCUCUAUUUUUUUCUCACACAGAACCCAAACAUCGUUAGUUUGAAGCUCUGUUCAGCCGCUUCUGUUGCUGUCGAGAUCCAACGACCAAUGGAUUUGCUCUUGCUUUCUCUCUCAGUGAAUGGCCGCUCAAUCUCCUGCAAAUGAAAGCAUGUGCUGUGAUUUGGAGCUGUUAAAGCUACCACCUUCUCCAGCAAUAUCUUUAAUUUUGUCUGGUACUACUCUACCUCGAAACGGAAAGAUGAAUCGCUUGACUGUGGAAACUGAAGAUAGUUUUGCAAGCCUGCUUGACCUUGCAGCCAAUAAUGACGUUGAGCAUUUCAAAAGAUCAAUUGAACGUGAUCCUUCCUCUGUAGAUGAGGUUGGACUGUGGUAUGGUCGUCAGAAGGGAUCAAAGCAGAUGGUCAACGAGCACCGGACGCCAUUGAUGGUUGCUGCUACUUAUGGCAGUAUCGAUGUCAUCAAGUUGAUUCUUUCAUCAUCUGAUGCAGAUAUUAAUCGAUCAUGUGGGCUUGACAAAAGCACGGCCCUUCAUUGCGCUGCAUCAGGUGGGGCUGUAAAUGCUGUUGAUGUGGUGAAACUGCUUCUGGCAGCCGGUGCCGAUCCGAAUUCUGUCGAUGCCAAUGGUCACUAUCCUGUUGAUGUCAUUGUGGUGCCUCCCAAGCUUGCCCAUGUGAAGAGUAUUCUUGAAGAACUUCUUCAAACAGAUUGUUCCAUGGCAGGCUGUGGUCUUAGGGUGGUAACAGCUACAUCUAAUUCAAACUCUCCCCCUCCAUCAACUUCUCCAGAGAAUGGGUCUCCUUCUACACUAGAGUUCCAUCUGAAGCUGAAGUUAAGGGACACGGCUGGUUUAUCUGGAUCAGAGAAGAAAGAAUAUCCUGUUGAUCCAUCUCUUCCUGACAUCAAAAACAGCAUCUACUCGACUGACGAGUUCAGGAUGUAUUCUUUCAAGGUUCGACCAUGUUCGCGUGCAUAUUCACAUGAUUGGACUGAAUGCCCUUUCGUCCACCCAGGGGAAAAUGCUCGGAGAAGGGACCCGAGGAAGUUUCAUUAUAGCUGUGUCCCUUGUCCUGAUUUCCGAAAAGGAGCUUGCCGUCGAGGAGACAUGUGUGAAUAUGCCCAUGGUGUUUUUGAGUGCUGGCUGCAUCCAGCUCAAUAUCGAACCCGCCUCUGCAAGGAUGGGACCAGUUGUUCAAGAAGAGUUUGCUUCUUUGCCCAUACAGCUGAGGAACUUCGGCCAUUAUAUGUUUCAACUGGUUCUGCUGUUCCAUCACCACGCUCAAGCACAUCUUCUGCCAUGGAUUUUGCUGCAGCCAUGAGCCUGUUACCUGGUUCCCCUUCUUCAAUGUCUGUGAUGUCUCCAUCACCGUUCACUCCACCCAUGUCACCGUCUGCCACCGGCAUGUCACACUCCUCUGUGGCUUGGCCACAACCUAAUGUUCCUAACCUGCAUCUGCCAGGAAGUAAUAUUCACUCUAGUCGAUUGAGAUCUUCAUUCAGUGCCAGAGAUAUCCCUGUGGACGACUUUGAUCUGUUGCCUGACUAUGAUGUUCAGCAGCACCAGCUACUUAGCGAGAUGUCUUGCCUUUCCCAGCAAUCUAUGAAUUCUAAUAACCUAAACCGCUCUGGUCGCAUUAAGACCUUGACCCCUUCAAACCUUGAUGAUCUCUUUUCUGCUGAGAGUUCUUCCCCUCGGUUUGCUGAUCCGACGUUGAGUUCAGCUGUCUUUUCGCCCACACACAAAUCAGCCGUCCUCAAUCAAUUUCAGCAGCAGCAAAGCUUGCUUUCACCUGUGAAUACAAACUUUUCUUCGAAGAAUGUUGAACAUCCUUUGUUACAGGCCUCGUUCCAGACGUCAGGAAGGAUGUCUCCACGUAAUGUGGAACCUAUUUCACCAAUGAGCUCCAGGCUUUCUGUGCUAGCUCAACGCGAAAAGCAGCACCAGUUUCGUAGCCUCAGCUCUCGGGAUCUUGGCUCCAACUCCGCCACCGCUGUUGCUGCCGGUUUUAACGACAGUUCUUGGUCAGAAUGGGGAUCCGCCAAUGGUAAACUGGAUUGGGCUGUCAAUGCUGAUGAUUUGGGCAAGCUCCGCAGAUCGUCGUCGUUUGAAUUUGGGAGCAACGGCGAGGAGCCUGAUCUGUCAUGGGUCCAGUCGCUUGUGAAAGAAACUCCAACUGACAAGGAGAAACUGGGAAUGGCUGUCUCAAGUGUUGCAGCGGCUGUAUACUCUAGCGAGGGAUCGAAUUUGAGCACUCAAAUUUGAGCGCUGGGCAAUUUCCAUACAAGCGUUUGAAUCCUUAGGUUCAUAUUCCAGUCAUUUCUAAUGGAGCCUAACGUCCAAGUUGGGUCCAUUUUUUAAGAAAUUUAUUCCUUCAUAUUUUUGUGGUAGGAAACAGGAAUUACCAAGGGUCAUUAGGGUUAAGUUCUUGGGGACUCCAAAUUGGCCCAGUUUUGGGGAUGAAAGUACAGGACGAUGCAUCUGAUAUUACUCUCGUUGCAUGGAAUCCAGAAUUGUGGAUGCCAUGGAGCUGGUAGAUUAGGAAAACUAUUGGAAGGCUGAUCCUCUGGGUCAUGUAACUUUCAAUACAGUUUAUUGCUAUAUUCUCGUAACCCCCUUCUCUCUUUUCAUCCGAAUUCCUGUGUCACAUUCUCUCAUUAGUCCCUGAUAUUUUUGGGAGAGAUUACCAAUAUUAUUAAUAUUUUGAUACAAGAA